Sodiomyces alkalinus F11 is the source of this 1122-nucleotide messenger RNA. RefSeq lists its product as hypothetical. The record is from RefSeq and is a predicted model, not a curated record. Lineage: Eukaryota; Fungi; Ascomycota; Sordariomycetes; Glomerellales; Plectosphaerellaceae. The transcript has a single exon. Bases 383 to 1048 code for a protein of 221 amino acids.
GUCGAAACUCUCGAAGAGCUCAGCCGGACCAAGGGCAGCAACUUGUGUUUUCCCUACAAACAUGGACCGUUCAAACUUGCUACAAUCACAUUCGUCUUUUCGAGUAUCGUGUUUCUCCUUGUUCGAACGUAUUUCUCUUGGGCAACGACAACGACGUGGAUCUUUCUAUGGUUUUACUAGUUAUGGUGGAUGGCGAGCUGAUGUAGAAAGCUUAGGCGGCCACGGUCAAGACAGCUUGGAGGUUGAUAUUCAAGGGCAAGGUGUUGAUGGAUGGCUUCUAGGUAGAAUCUUUUCGAUUUCUUUCCAUCCUUCUUAAAGUGUUGUUCCCGACGACGGAGCAUCAACUUGCUCGACCACAAGACUUCCUUGAAGCAGCCUUUGUAUGCCUUAUUAUACUACUCUCAUAAUAGACCUCCAGUUCCACCCUUACGUCGACAGCGAUGUUGCCAUGUCUCACUCCCCGCACUAUAAGUCCUCACAGCCGCCGUUCACAUCGUCAGACAGGACACACAGGGAACGAAGGACGUUUGUCCGUCUCUUCCCCUUGGCCUCCCGGUUGUGCAAGAGGGACGGACCGGAAACAUGUCGACACGACACGACACGACAUCCGCGGUUACAUAGGACAGAUAUAACGAGUGACACGUUCAGAGACACAGUGUCGGCUUCUCAAGUCAAAUUCUCAAAAAAGAAAAGAAAAAAAGAAAGAAAAAAGGAGAGGGGCCGCUAUCACAUCCCGUCCGAUCGUGACACGGCGCCUGCUGUGGUCGAAAAGACGCCGCAAACAGCUUGGUGCUGUCACACCCGUUUUCCGGGACCCAAGGGCCGAAGGAUAACCGCGCAUUUUUGUCGUUCAGCGUUGCUUGUAGCACAUGCACUGAAAGCUCGUCGAAGAGGGGGGUUGUCUGUGGUGGUUUUGGGUAACGAGGGGCGGAGGAGGAGGGCUGUUCGGUGUUUGGGCGUUCCGAAUAGCAUGAUGUGGCUACCCGCAGGAGGACAUAUCAAGUCUUCGCACUUUGCAUAUUGUAUGUCCAAGGAGGAAAGGCGAUGAGUUGCCUCCGGAAAUGGACGAUGCCUAAGGCAGUUACGCUGGGCAUCGAGCAUUCAGACCGUCUCAUAUUAGUA